GCUCACCCUUACAAUGAUAUUAAACCUUCCAUUUAUACUAAUGGAGAGCAUGGACUGUUCUAUGCUGAUUGGCCGUUGUGCCACCGACUUGAUCAUCCAUGCUUCCACUUGAUGAUGUUACAAUCUGGCAUUAAAUGCACCUGGCCACUUGCUGGUUAUCCGUUGCUCGAACAGGAUGCUGGACCAUGCGGAAGACGCUGUCAAAUUGGCCCAAGUAUGAUGUAUGAUCCGAACUUCGUUCGGUAUUUCUGCUUUCUGGACCGGUCUCUACUUGGACCGAACCUCGUUCGGAAUGGAUUCUUCACUGGGCCUACUCAUCAUAGGGUAGCGGACUCGUUGUUUGGGCUGGAUAUACUGGGCCUUUUUAAUCCGGGUAUUGGGCCUCCGGGUCAAUAUCCCAACACAAGUCCCCCACUUCCGAUGUCUCGAAUGACAAUGAGUGCAUUAGGAAGUAUAAACACCAAUGUUGCAACUGCCGAAUAGCGAUCGGGGUACAGAAGUGGUUAGUUUCCCAUACUGUGAUUUGACGGCUGUCGUUUUAGUUUCCCCAUAUUCGUCAUGUUUGUUGAUCUUUGCUCUUCCAUGUGACACGUAUUAUUUCAAAUAAUCUCAGUGACGUGUCUCUAUUUGAUUGGUUUUUGAUACGGCGUCUGUAAGGCUAUAAAUUAGCCUUUAACUUCUCAAAUCUGGGUUUCGAAUUUUCAAUCUUAUUUGUGCUUUUACUCUGCCUCUUCUUUUCAAAUCUUUCAAAUUUUUCGUGCCCAGGUACUUCUCAUUCCUUUGAAUCUUUCUCUCCUUUGGUUCGAUCGUUAUGAAUUCUCAACGGUGUUCCGAUUCGGAAAUGGCUUCCCAAGUGGAAGACCGUGAUGUGGAGAUUAUCACCGUCCCUUUUGAUGAGGGCUCCAAGGUGGCGACGACGAAGAUUAGGGCGGAGACGGAUGAUUCCUCCGGCAAUUCUUCUUCCUCCAGUGAAGAUUCCGAUGACACCAAGUCUGAAGAUGAACUGACUUCCAUGGCGGCCGAACGUCCCAAGGAUUUCCCCCGUCAUACGCUUGACCUAAGAUUGAUUAGGGAGAGGCGGCAAAAACUGACUUCCCAUUAUAGGGCCAAAAUUCCGGCCCUAAUCCCAGAUCCAGUGAACUUCCGAUUGCGAGCUGAGUUUCACCCAAUGCGCCAUACCCCUGGGAUGGUUGUAGUCCAUUUUGAUUCAAUUAGGGCCGGACUUAGGUUUCCGCUAUAUUCUUUUUUCGUUUCAUUUUUUAAUUUCUACGAAAUUGUACCGGCCCAAAUCAUGUCGAACUCCUACCGGGCAAUGGCGGGCUUUAUUUGCCGUUGUAAAGAUGCUGGUGCCCGACCGACCCUAGAUUUAUUUCACCAAUUUUUUAAGGUAGCCCCUCAACAAACACACGGCUAUUUGGCCACUAGUGCCCGAACGGGACAUAUCCUGUUUAAGGGCAAUCCGACUUCAAUCAAGGGGUGGACAGAUCGGUUCUUCUUUGUGUCUGUCCCGGACGGCCUGAUUCCCCGCAAAUGGAAUGCCUUCCCCCGCAAAUCUCCCGAUCCAGUCCUUAAUGAGGAAAUUUACAAGGAUGUGCUCGCUGUGGAGAAAGACAAAUGUGUAGAUAUCAUGAGUUACCUGACUCCCGAUCGGCUAAUCGAAGCCGGGAUAGGUACUGCCCGUUCUCUUGGGUUUACUUGUUUUGAGAAUUCAAGUGGCAUGGUCCGGGCGGUCCUUCCCGUGCGAGAAACGUUCUCUUCUUUUUUGUUUCCCACGUGCUAAGGUCCGCUCGGUACUAACAUUUUCCUUUGUUAUUUUUUAGCUCUCAAUCCAGACGCACCUAUGGACAAUAGUAGAGUUCUUGCAGCUGGUGGGGUCGGCAAACGGAAGAAAGCCAGGAAGAACCCCCAACCCACUCCUUCCACUAUUACCGCUCAGGAUGCCGAGUCUUCUCAACCCGUUCCAGAGCCACAGCCACUGCAACAGGUCCAUCAGGACCAAUUUGAUGCCAUGCUGGUCGACGAUCGGUUCGGUUCUCAUCAGAUGCAUCAAUUCCCUGAGCACUUUCAGGCUGCUCAGGAGACUGGUCAGGGUACGGGUGAUAUGCAUACCGUCCAUCUAUCUGGCCAGGUCGAUCGGAUCUCACUGGCGGAUCUGGUUCAUGAAGUUGCAGAGAAAGGUGGAUGCUCGGCAAGUCAGAUUUGGUCUACCUCCGCUUUUUUCAACAAUUUCACUGUUCCCAAGCUGUCGGUCGAGCAAUCUGAGGAAUGCUUGGCCUUAGCAGCCCCGAAGGUACUUUACUUUUUCCCUAUAGUUUUCUCAUAGUUUAAAUUCUGUUUCACACCAUCUCAUUCCUCGAACGACAUUCUGCAGGUUGAGCUUUACAGUUUGCAACUGAAAGAGUCUCGACUGGCUAAAGAGCGGGACCUGAUCGUCGCUCAGACUUCUGCGGAGCAGAAUGCGGCUGCUGCCUUUGCCACUUUGGAGACCAAACGGAAGGCCUCCGCGGAGGAGAAGAGACGCCUUGAGUCAGAGCUUGGUGAACUCAGGGUUCAGCUCGGGGCCUUCCAAGCCAAAGUUCAUGCUGCUGAAGCUGCUUUGGUGAAGUUCGAAGAGAGCGCUCCCCGUAUCCUGGACGGCCCUGCUCUGAGGUGAAGGUUGAUCUGUCCGCCGUCCGGGAAGCAUUCAAAGGGUCUGAGGAGUUUGCUGCCCUGAAGAAAGAUUAUGCGCAGCAGGAACUUCCGUCCACCUUCAGUGCUUAUCUCGAACGAUUCUCCACGGGUGAUGUCCGCCGCAGCGAGGGGGUUAAAUUGCUCGAUCAGGAUCCAAGGGGCAAGAAAUUCAAUGACUCCCUGGCCCGAUCUCUUUAUAUCAUGGGCUGCCAGCAUAUCAUGGCCCCAUUUGUUGCUAAACUGCCAGAAAUGCUAGAGAGGCUGGUCGAGCUAUCUGAUCUUCCCCAGGCGUCCAUUGUUGAAGCCCAAUAUGAGAAAUAUCAACGAGAUUGCAACGGGCUGCUGAUCCUGAAGCGGGGAGAGAGCCUGAUCCCCCCACUGAUUCAGACGAGGAGGAAGGUGAUGAAGAAGACACUAGGGAGGGCCAGUAGAUUUAGAAUUUUGUUUCUUAUCAAUUGUAAUCCCUUCCCCCCUUCUCCUUUUUUGAAAUCCAUUAUUGUAUUUUCCGGCCGAUAGAGCCGAUGAAUACACAUCUUUUUUGCACAAAGCUUUUCAUAUUGCCUUUCUUGAUUUAUUGCUUACCAUUCGGGAUUCGGUACAUUUUUUAGGACUUAGCAGUUUUUUCUGGUCUCAGAUGGUUCCGACAAUUUACCAGGAUUUGGCCUUCCUCUUGUAUCGAUAGCCAUUCGGGCUUCAGAUAAUUUUGUAGGACUUAGUCGUUUUUUCUAGCCUCAGAUGGUUCCGACAAUUUACCAGGAUUUGGCUUUCCUCUUGUAUCGAUAGCCAUUCGGGCUUCAGAUAAUUUUGUAGGACUUAGUCGUUUAGUGAAUCUGUUGUUUAUGAUAUCCUCAUCUAUCCCACAUAACUGUAAAUAGAAAUCAUGUUCGGUUUAUCUUGUUGCCCUUAUCUUUCGAUUUCGUCCGAAUCCCGAAUUUUCCCCAUCCCGCCGAUCUUUAUCUGUUGUUCUUCAAAUAUCACCCGUUCGGGGUCUCCAAGGAUAUUUGCUUCAAAUUUAUGGUUUAUGCCGACUUUGGUUCGGGGAACGUGCUAAAAUAUCAUAAAUGUACCAUAAUUUCGUACAGCCAUAUUUCACCACGUGUCAUUCAUGGCUUAGGGUUUUGGGCGACAUCUUUGCUUAUAAGUAGAGGUGCUUCUUUUCCAUUUCUUCUGUUGCUUCCUUAAUUUUUCUCUCGUGUAUCUCUAAGCUUUCUCUCUCUAGAAUUCUCAGGAUUCCUCAAGUGGUUUUAUGUAUUUUCCUUCUAACUCAGAAUCUGAGGAAAUGCCGCUUAUUCGUGUGGGAAAAACUUCUGCUGUAAACAAGGCCGAAGGCUCUUCUUCCCAAGUACCUAAUUCCACUAAUCCUCUCAUAGGAAAAGAUGCCGAACAGCCUCGUGAUGACGGAUGCCUUUCGGGAGAUGAUGUACAGAUCUAUAACAAGGGAAUGCCCGAUCGGCCACCUCGCAUUGUCCUGCACUUCAACCGUAUUCGCAAACAGAAACAACGCCUUCCUGAAGAUGCCGAACGGCAACUUUGCCAACUAUUGCCUCCGCCUAGAGAAUUUUAUGCUGGAUUUAUCAGGCAUCCAAUGAGGCACCGACCGGGGCACGUGCUAGUGCAUCUUGAUGCAUUGAUUGUCGGGCUUCGCUUCCCUCUUCAUCCAUUUGUUGUGGAGUUCCUGCGUCGGGUCUCCGUACUUCCCGCUCAGUUCGUACCCAGCACCUACCGCAUUCUGACUAGCUUUAUAAUCCGAUGUCAGGAAUUGAGGAUCGCUCCAAGUGUUGAUUUAUUCCUACACCAUUACUGCUAUCAGCCUUAUUGGACGACUGGGUACCUGAAGCUGGUAGCCCGAGCUGAUCGUCAGUUAUUUACAGAUAAUCCUACUCCACCGGCUGACUGGGAGGAGCGAUUUCUAUUCGCUCGUAUAGGUAAUUCUCUCUCAUUUCCUGAUCGGUGGAACGCUUACCCAUUCGGGAUUCUCAGCCCAGAAUAGAUGUUGUUCUACGCUCCCAAACCGAAUCUCUACGUAUGGGAGGAACUCGGAGUCUUCGGGGUUUUAUUACCCCUUCAAAUAUGCUAUCUGCUGGGAUUGGUGUGAUAUCCCCUAUACGCGUUCGGCGUUCCAUAUCUGCCGCUACUCUGACAGCUUCCUCCGGUAAAGGCAAGGAGAAGGUGAUUGUUGAUCAUGCCUCUUCUGAGCAAACCCGGAAGAAACGUAGAGGGAAUGACGACAGCAUACUGAUCCCGGUCGAUCAUGUGGUUGAUUUGACUGGCCCGGAGGCUGAGCCAAAAAGAUCUGUGCCUACCAAACCGAAAACUCCGGUUCUUUCUGACAUGCCGGCCGACGAUCAGAUGUUCGCUGAGUUUUCAAACAUGGGGCCUAGAGCAGAAGGAAGGUACCUGUUCGGGCUAAUGCCAUCAUCCAUGUGGUGCAGUACUUCCCUGAAGGUUCCCCUUAGUUUCACAAACCUAACUCACUGGUCUGAUCUACUUGAAGCAGGUCAUCAAGAGGCACUCAAGGCCGGUGUAUAUUAUCACAAGGCUUUCCUGGCGGCCGAAAAGGAAAUGAAACUCCUGGCCAGCGAUCGGGACGAUAGCCAGGUCCUCCUUUCCGCCGCUCAGAAAUUAGCUGCAGAUCUGCAAGAACGCGCCAAUGAAGGCGAGAAGGCGAAGGCUGCUCUGGCUGCGAUGAAAGAGAGGACCUGACGUCGUGAUCGGGAAAUUAAAAAACUCCGGGCCAAGGUGCGGGCUGCUGAAUCUGUCGGGGUAAAAUUUAAUAAGGUCAAUGGUGACAAUCUUCCCGAGUUUUAUACCGCCAACAUUUCCCAGAUUGGCAAUCAAGCAAUAGUUGACUACCAACGGGGUAAAGGGCUGAAUGUCGCCCUGGAGAAUACGGCUCGGCAAUUCAUGGGACCUCAUCUUGGCCAAUUUUUGCGUGAAAGCGAAGAUCCGUUAAGGCAGGCAUCGAUCUCCUAGAUAGCACGCCCGAAGGGAAAUCUUUUCUAGAUGUGCUGACCGAGAAGACUGUGAAACAAAGUCAGGAUCUGCUUUUGGACAGGAACCUUGAUCUGAUCCUGGAGCAUUUCCCUAAGCCAUUCGAUCCUGAUGAGUUGGGAUUUGAUGAUCUGUUCGGGAAUACCUAUGAUCGGGUUAUGGAGAAGAGAAAAGAAGCAGUGCCUUAUGAUGCAGCGCAGGCAGGGAGCUCCCAACCUUUAUCUUCCUCGAACGGCGAUCCUUCAGCAGCGUAGCCUUGUAUAUUUAUUUUUCGCCUUUUCUUCUUUUUCUUUUGUAUCUUCCGGUUAGUAGUGCCGAAGAAUAAACUGGAUACUUUCCUUUAAGAGUGUUGAAGUAUUGCUCUUCUUUUUUUCUGAUUUUUGUCAUUUCUCUCGUUCAUAAUAAUUUCUGUGUUGCCGAACAUCACUCGGCUUAUUUAUCUCCAUAUUUCUGACAUUGUUUCCAAGCCGUUUUGAUCCCUCUGUUCGGUCGUAAGGCCAGGGUCAAAUUCUUUUAGCUGAAAUAAUGUCUUCCUCCAAACCGUUAAGACGUUCGUCAUUCGGUCAUCUUUCUGAAAGUUCAGAUUCUCCGGACGAUAAUCCAUGUUACCGAACGUCGCUCGCUUUGACAAUACUUGUUCUGACACCAUUCCCAAGCCGGUUUUGAUCCCUUUAUCGUUCGUGAUCCACGGGGUCAAAAAAUCUUUUAGUUGAGGUGAUUCCCUCCAAGCCAUUUUGAUCGUGAUCACAAGGUCAAAUUUUUAGCUGAGAUGACGGCUCCCUCCAAGCUGUUAACCUGUUCGUCAUUCGGUCAUCCGGAAUGAUCCCACGUGUUAACAAGCUGAGGUGAGACUCUCUCUCUUCCAAACCCAUAAUUCCGAUGCAUUCCGAACAAUUCUCUCUGGUUCGUAUCAUCCAUAUUAGGGGUCUGAGGUAACCCUUUUCAAACUGUAAGCAAGGUCACCGGAUCGGGUUAUUCCUUACUUAUAGCUAAAAGGGCGACUCGCUU
Molecule: messenger RNA, 6669 nt
Organism: Cuscuta europaea
Lineage: Eukaryota; Viridiplantae; Streptophyta; Magnoliopsida; Solanales; Convolvulaceae
Source: the annotation of a GenBank genome assembly